UUAAAUUCUUGGAGGUGAUAAAGCCGUUUUGCGCGGUGCUACCAGAAAUUCAAAAACCUGAACGAAGGAUUCAGUUUCGAGAAAAAGUAUUAUGGACAGCUAUUACCCUAUUUAUCUUCUUAGUAUGCUGCCAGAUCCCCCUCUUUGGUAUUAUGAGCACAGAUUCCGCGGAUCCUUUUUACUGGAUCCGUGUGAUUUUGGCCAGUAAUCGUGGUACUCUUAUGGAACUUGGUAUCUCCCCCAUUGUCACUUCCAGUCUUAUAAUGCAACUUUUGGCAGGUGCAAAGAUCAUUGAGGUUGGUGAUACUCCAAAGGACAGAGCACUCUUCAAUGGAGCUCAAAAGCUCUUUGGUAUGGUCAUCACGAUAGGUCAGGCCAUCUUGUAUGUUAUGACAGGAAUGUAUGGUGACCCAACUGAACUUGGUGGUGGAAUCUGCUUGCUUAUUAUUAUCCAACUGUUUGUGGCAGGUCUUAUUGUCUUAUUACUGGAUGAACUUUUGCAGAAGGGUUACGGUCUUGGAUCUGGUAUCUCCCUCUUCAUUGCUACAAACAUCUGUGAAACUAUUGUGAAAGCUUUCUCUCCGGCUACAGACACUGGCCGAGGUACUGAAUUCGAAGGUGCAAUCAUUGCUCUCUUCCAUCUUCUGGCCACUCGUCAAGAUAAGGUACGAGCUCUUCGUGAGGCUUUCUACAGGCAGAACCUUCCUAAUUUGACCAACCUUUUGGCUACUGUCCUCAUCUUUGGCAUUGUUAUAUACUUCCAGGGCUUCCGAGUCGAUCUCCCUAUCAAGUCUGCUCGUUACCGUGGCCAGUACUCAUCUUAUCCCAUCAAGCUGUUCUACACUUCAAACAUUCCCAUCAUUCUCCAGAGUGCUCUUGUGUCCAAUCUUUACAUUAUUUCACAAAUGUUAGCUGUGAAGUUCCAAGGAAACUUCUUCGUCAGUCUUCUUGGUGUAUGGAAUGAUCCUGGUGCAGGAGGACCAGGUGCUUCAUACCCAGUUGGUGGUUUGUGUUAUUAUAUGAGCCCACCAGAAUCCUUUGGCCAUGUUCUUGAAGAUCCUCUCCAUGCCAUCAUCUACAUUGUCUUUAUGCUUGGAUCCUGCGCUUUCUUCUCCAAGACUUGGAUUGAUGUGUCUGGUUCAUCAGCAAAGGACGUCGCCAAGCAGCUGAAAGAACAACAGAUGGUUAUGCGAGGCCAUCGUGACAAGUCUAUGAUUCAUGAACUGAACCGCUACAUCCCAACGGCUGCUGCUUUUGGUGGUCUUUGCAUUGGUGCCCUGUCUGUUCUUGCAGAUUUCCUUGGUGCUAUUGGUUCGGGAACAGGUUAGUACAGUGUGCAUGUUCAGUUGUUGCAU
Molecule: messenger RNA, 1355 nt
Organism: Macrobrachium nipponense
Lineage: Eukaryota; Metazoa; Arthropoda; Malacostraca; Decapoda; Palaemonidae
Product: protein transport protein Sec61 subunit alpha-like
Biological process (GO): SRP-dependent cotranslational protein targeting to membrane, translocation; post-translational protein targeting to membrane, translocation
Cellular component (GO): membrane; Sec61 translocon complex
Molecular function (GO): signal sequence receptor activity; ribosome binding; transmembrane protein transporter activity
Source: RefSeq, a predicted model, not a curated record